AUGGACAAAGGGGCCCUCGAUCGAGAGCGCUCCGAUGCGCGCCACAAUGCGCCCACGCGCUUUCUGUCGCGCAUUGUGGCACCGCGCUCGCAGGAAGAGCGGCGCGGGCCUCCAUUAGGCGAGACACGUGUGCCCUCGCCGCCGCCACCUCCUAGAGCAUAUCGUCGCGUGGCAUAUGGCGGCGCGGCGCCCGACAAAUUAGCGUUUAAGAGAUUGCCAUCAAUACGAGUACAAACUGUCCAAUCCAUUACGAACAAAUGGCGUUAUUUAAGAGCGCGGGAGCGUAAAUCUCACAACUUUCUGGCCAUAGAACAACCUAGAAGACCAUCAAACGGCGUC
Molecule: messenger RNA, 339 nt
Organism: Iphiclides podalirius (scarce swallowtail)
Lineage: Eukaryota; Metazoa; Arthropoda; Insecta; Lepidoptera; Papilionidae
Source: the annotation of a GenBank genome assembly